AUGCCGCCUUCAUCUGGCCUCCUUUCCCCCAGCCUCAGCCAUCUGCCGCUGGGCGGCUCCACCCUGGCCGUGCUCACUCAAGGACUAAGCCACAUGACCCUCCUGCAGAGCCUCCGACUGAGCAGGAACAGCAUCAGUGAUCUCGGUUGCUGCCACCUUUCUGAGGCUCUCAGAACUGCCACCAGCUUAGAGGAGCUGGGAUUGAGCCACAACCAGAUUGGAGACGCUGGUGCCCAGCACUUAGCCGCCAUCCUGCCGGGGCUGCCCGAGCUCAGGAAGAUAGACCUCUCAGCGAAUGACAUCGGCCCCGCUGGGGGAGUGCAGUUGGCAGAGUCGCUCACUCUUUGCAGGCACCUGGAGGAGCUGAUGCUGGGCCGCAAUGCCCUGGGAGAUCCCACGGCCCUGGGGCUGGCUCAGCAGCUGCCCCAGCACCUGCGGGUCCUGCACCUGCCGUCCAGCCAUCUGGGCCCGGAGGGGGCGCUGAGCCUGGGCCAGGCCCUGGAUGGAUGCCCACACGUGGAAGAGAUCAGCUUGGCAGAGAACAGCCUGGCCGAAGGGGUCCCACAUUUCCGUAAGGGGCUCCCGCUGCUCAGACAGAUGGA
Propithecus coquereli (Coquerel's sifaka) is the source of this 602-nucleotide messenger RNA. Its product is annotated as protein NLRC5-like. Gene Ontology annotation, cellular component: perinuclear region of cytoplasm; nucleus; cytosol. Gene Ontology annotation, biological process: activation of GTPase activity; nucleocytoplasmic transport. The record is from RefSeq and is a predicted model, not a curated record. NCBI's taxonomy places the organism in Eukaryota, Metazoa, Chordata, Mammalia, Primates, Indriidae. The transcript has 7 exons. Gene Ontology annotation, molecular function: small GTPase binding; GTPase activator activity. The annotation marks the transcript as partial.